Carica papaya (papaya) is the source of this 1519-nucleotide messenger RNA. Lineage: Eukaryota; Viridiplantae; Streptophyta; Magnoliopsida; Brassicales; Caricaceae. The record is from RefSeq and is a predicted model, not a curated record.
AAUUAUACUAUUUGGCUGUUUCAUAUUGCAGAAGGCCACAUCAUCUGAUAACCUGCAGUCUAUUGAUGCAAAUCCAGUGGAAGAGAUAAAAGGCAAUCUAGAAAUCUUGAUUGAUUUUACUGAUAGCGAGCCUCCUGAUGCUGCAACAGCACUGAAAGCAGAGCAAACCUCCCCAUCUAAUAAUAGUGGUAAUGAGUCCUUGUGUGAAGUCUCUUCAAAGGAGAAGGCAUCUCAAGCUCCAUGUGCAAAUUCUUUAGAAUCUUUGCUAUUCGAACUGUCAAGUCCCUCUUUUGGAGCUGAAUGUAACAAGUCCAAAACUCCAAGUGAUAAUGAUUCUUCAUUAACUGCAUCUGGAGGCAGGACAACUGGUGUUGUCUAUAAUGAUGUCGGUGUUUCUACUUCAUCCAUUACCAAUGUGCAUAUUCAAUCUACUAAUGGAGGUUCUCCUCACUCGCCACAUGUUAUUACUGGUGAACCUGUUAUGAAACUUCCUGGUAUACUGCAGUUUCAUAGCACACAGCAACAUCAGCUUUCCUCUCUAUCAGCUAGAAAUAGUACCUCUAAUACACAACAGACUACUUCGUCAGUUAUGGUGCUAAAUAACAAGCCUUGGACACCGUCAACCACACCUAAUACUCAAGGACUGUCUAAUGCUUCUGUUGGGCAAUCAUCUAAGUAUGUGCCAGAACUUGCACAGGAUACCAUGGCUGGAGUUGGGUCAGGGUGUAACCAAACAGAGACAGAAUCUAGUGGAAGAAAGGAACUUCCAGCAGAUCUUUUUACAGCAAGCUACUCAGAAGCAAAUCUGCAAGUUCCUAGCUGGCAACCCGGCCCGCAUCAUGGUGUGGGAUUUGGCAUGCAGUAUUAUCCUAACCCAGUGGUCAUGGGAGGAUUCCCAUGCUCUGUGAAGUCAACAAACCCAUUUGACCUUAACAGUGAUAGAAAUCCAACACAAGUAUCACCAUUUCCCUCCAUGGAAUCUCUGGUAGGAGCGAUCCCUAAUGUUUCAGCCCCUACAGGCUUGUUCCAGUCUUCCAGUUCAAGUUCCAGUACUGUCACAUCUCAAUCACCAUUUGCUUCUGGAGUGACUCCUGAUGCAUAUAUGGGGCAACAAGUCAAUAUGCCACCUUCCAGGCUACAAGGAGUUGCUUGUUUUGGCAUUGAUGGAGAUGCCUUUGGCACGUCAAAAGUGGUAGUCCGACCUCCUAGUGGAUACCCAGCAGCCAUGAACAACAAUUAUUUUCAUUCAAGAAGAGGAAACCCAUUUGGAUAGAUGGAUUUUAGCAUUAUCCAUUCUAUUUGAUUGUAUUUGUUUCUGGCCUCCUAGCCUCUGACUGAAAAGUCUAGCAUCUUUUCAGCUGGAAUUAAAUAGACAGGUUGUCUGAAUGAGGUGAUGUCUUUCCUUAUCAUCUGGCCAACAGAUACUGGAUAUAUGCACACUGCAAGCAAUUUGGAGGUCUGAAAUUGACCAUUCUGGGUUUAAGUUAAGUUCUGUGAAUAUAUUAGACAUAAAGGAGAA